Messenger RNA from Coccinella septempunctata (seven-spotted ladybird), 1082 nucleotides. RefSeq lists its product as uncharacterized. The transcript is spliced from 2 exons. Lineage: Eukaryota; Metazoa; Arthropoda; Insecta; Coleoptera; Coccinellidae. The record is from RefSeq and is a predicted model, not a curated record. Bases 79 to 1074 code for a protein of 331 amino acids.
UGAAAAUAAAUCUCCAGACAUCGUUUUCAAACAACCGCUAUUGAAACGUAAUAGCAAUGAAAAUACUCCAAUACCCAAAUGGAAAUUGAACAUUCCAACGAGCCAACGACAUCUGCAAUGACAACAAGAAAUAUUCCACAACAAACAAUCAAACCACAACCUACAAAUUCCACGCCAAAUGCUAUAAUCAAAAAUUAUUCAGCCAGAAUGAAUGAAAUCAAAUACAUGGAAUUCUCUAAUUUAUAUUAUAUAAAUACUGAAAACAUUGAAAUGGACAGAAUGGAAAUGGCAGCAAUAUGGAGUUCCAAAUUUCCCAAUUCUAAAGACGUCAUUCUGAAAACCAAAUUAGGUUUUAUCCUGAAAUCAAAUAAUGAGAAAACAGUACUUCUCCGAGGUCUAGAGGAACUCAAGAAUGAAAAGAAAAUAGUAAACUUCAAAGAAACAACAAAUCAAAGAAAAACGAGCGAAAUUAAGGAACCUCAACAAACUUAUUCAGUUGUUAUUUCUGCUGUGGAAAUAAGUAUAAAAGACGAAGACAUAAGCCAAUAUCUCGACUCUAUGAAGAUUAAACACAGGUAUUGCAAGAGAAUAAUAUCAAGGAAAAACAACGUCCCAACUAAAUUCAUCAGAAUAAUAACUGGAGAAAUCAAAUCCUUUGAAACACUUUUGAAUAAUGGCCUAUUUUAUCUGAACCGACAUUACUUAGUUUAUCCCAGUCACCCACCAGAGCCAACACCGAUACCUUGUGGAAAAUGCUUUCAGUUUGAUCACAUUACAGAAAACUGCAAAAGCUCUCCAAAAUGUUCGAAAUGUCAAGGUUCGCAUAAAAUGUCACAAUGUAGAACCAAUAACACACCAAAGUGCCUAGCCUGCGGCGCAGAAGAUCAUUUAGCAUGGUCACUAAAAUGUCCAAAACACCCUAAGAAACCUAUCGAAGGCAUCCCUAAUACGAACAUCAAGCUACUUAACAGAAAAACCAGGGACAUUGAGGAUUUAACAAAAAAAAAACGAACAGAAUACACGCUCCCAUCUCAAUGCAUGAUGAUAUCAUUAACACAUACAUUCGUUAAAUAAACAAACCA